UAAUUCAUCAAUGGAAAUUAUAAUCUAAAAUAUGAAAAUACUUGUCAACAAUAAUGUAAGUAUCAAAUAAUAAUUAUUAUAUUUAUACAUUAUUACUUACUAUUAAUAAAAAAGACAAAAAUAAACAAACAAAAGAGUGCACCGGUAAAUGAAAAAAUAACUAUCCAUAAAUUGAUUCCUUAAAAAUCAUACAACUGACGUUCGCUGAUAUUCCAAACAAUCAAUUUAUCGAUGUUCUCCUAUCAUCGCUCCUUCUAUUCUUAUAAUGCAUAAUGUAAAAAUCUGAACUUCGUGGAAGGGUUGAAACUAAACUACUUUUAUUCUCCCUUCCGACGGAAAUCAGAAAUUAAGCGCAAGCGCAAUGUUAUUUUUCUUUUGAACUAUUAUUACCAUCCCUUUUAGUAUUAGACAAGCCAUCGAGGAUCAAAGAUGCAAAAAUCAAAAGACAAGGCAAAGACAGCCAAUCAGAAGUUCUACUUGAAAGAUUACGAAUACCAGAAGAACGUGAAUCUGAGCAUUCAAUACAAUCGUUGGUUGUUAAAACCAAUGGGUCUUUGGCCGAAUUCGUAUACAUCACGAUCGAAAGAUUAUCUGUAUUGGCUUAUAAAUAUCGUCUGUUACUGUUUAAUCAGUUUCCUCUUCAUCCCUUGUACGCUAUAUCUGUUCCUUGAAAUUGAAGAUUUUUACGGGAAACUGAAACAAUUCGGUCCUUUGAUCUUCUGCAUGAUGGCAUUCGUAAAAUAUUAUUAUCUAAUUUUCCACAAAACCGAUAUUCGCGAAUGCGUGGAAAGGAUCAAGUGGGAUUGGAGGAACAUCACAUACGCGAAAGAUAAAGAGAUCAUGAUAAUGUACGCGAAUUUUGGACGAAAACUGGUGGUCGUUUGCACCUUUUUCAUGUACAGUGGAUUUGCCUUUUAUUACAUCGCUAUACCGAUCAGCGUUGGCAGAGUCAAAACAGAUAAUCUCACCUUCAUCCCUUUGGUGUUCCCUUUCUCGAGAUUCAUCGUCGAUACUCGUUACAGCCCGACCAACGAAAUCGUAUUUUCCAUCCAAUUGAUGGCCGGUGCUCUUAUGCAUGGAAUCACAUCGGCUGCUUGCAGUUUAGUGGCUACAUUUGCGGUGCAUGCUUGCGGCCAGAUGCAGGUGUUGAUGAACUGGUUGCAACACUUGAUAGACGGCCGAUUGGACAUGGACGAGCGCUUGGAUGGUAGAAUCGCGGACGUGAUACGCCAACAUGUUCGAGUCCUAAAAUUUUUGGCGCUUACCGAAAAAACUCUACAGCAAAUUUCUUUUACCGAAUUUUUGGGCUGUACGCUAGAUAUAUGUCUCGUUGGAUAUUACGUUAUUAUGGAAUCGAAAUCGAAUGAUGUCACGAGCGUAAUAACUUACACAAUUUUACUUAUAUCACUUACGUUCAAUAUUUUUAUAUUUUGUUAUAUAGGCGAGAUCGUUGCCGAAGAGUGUAGGAAAAUUGGUGAAAUAUCGUACAUGAUCGAAUGGUACCGAUUGAUGGGAAACAAAAAGCUUUUUUGCAUUUUAAUCAUCGCAAUGUCUAAUUCCUCGAUAAAAUUGACAGCUGGAAAUAUCGUGAAUUUAUCUAUAAGCACGUUUACCGAUGUGAGUAUCAAUUUAUUCUCGUAAUUUUCUUCUUUCUGUCUUUUUUUUUAGAUUGAUUUUCAUCUUUAAUUUUAAUAAAUAGGUGGUUAAGACAGCGGUUACUUAUUUAAACGUACUUCAAAAAACAACUUGAAAAUUUCUAAGUAUGGAUAUUUUUUUAUAUUCGUUGAUGUGUGUGUUUAAAAAAUCUUUACUGUUAUAUACUCGUUUUAUAUGUGUCUUUUUAUACAUGUUGUUUCAAAUAAUGAGUGAUUGUUAAUUGUCUUGAAUGUUGAAAAUUUUUUCUAUAAUUUAAAGGGAUAUUAAAAAUCAUGUUUUAUAAUGAUGUUAAGAAUUAAUGAUAAUGAUGAAAAAAAUUUUGCAAAUAAAUUAAUUGGUAUGUUAUAUACUUAUAUUAUAUUCUUUUAGUCUCAAAUUUGUUAAAACUUACUUAUCAUUUCGUUUCGUGAAAAGAAUAACAAAAUAGAGAAUAUUUCCAAAAAUUAUAGAAAACUUCAAAAACUAUUAUCCAAGCACAAAAAUUACGCACAAAAAGUAAAUAAAUUAAAUAUCAUAGAAAAGUUCUACAAAGCAAUGAAAAAAUUUUCUUAAAAAAGACGACUAAUAGUAAAAAAAAGUUCAUAAAAAAAAAAAGAAAAUAAACUCACUUUUUCCAUGUAUCAACAGUUCUGUUCUACUAAUAUUAAAAAAAAAUCAAUUUAUCGAUGUUUCAACUCUUCCUGCCUGUAAUGCAUAAUAAGAGAAGUGCCAAAUGGGGAAGAGUUUAUUUCAUCGAGGGAGAAUAACUUUUAAUUUUACCCUUGCGAUAAAAAUUGGAAGAAAUGGCGCAAGCGCAUCCACGUCUUAUGAUAAUUAUCAAUCUACAAAUCUCUCAGUACGAAGAGAGCUUUUGAGCUCGAACGAAGAAACGAUAUGU
Apis cerana (Asiatic honeybee) is the source of this 2533-nucleotide messenger RNA. Its product is annotated as odorant receptor 22c. Gene Ontology annotation, biological process: sensory perception of smell; detection of chemical stimulus involved in sensory perception of smell. Gene Ontology annotation, molecular function: odorant binding; olfactory receptor activity. Gene Ontology annotation, cellular component: plasma membrane. The record is from RefSeq and is a predicted model, not a curated record. NCBI's taxonomy places the organism in Eukaryota, Metazoa, Arthropoda, Insecta, Hymenoptera, Apidae.